AUGAAGAAAAUAUAUUUCAUUUUGUUAAUCCUAUUUCAUUUAAAUUUUAUGAACUGUUUCAGAAAAUAUGAUAAAAAUAAGAAUAACAGUUUAAUAAGUCAUUCAAUAAAUAAUGAAGAAAAAAAUAAAAAAAAUAAUAACAAUAAUAAUAAAAAUAAGAAGAAUGAUAAUAGUUUCAGUGCUACUUCUUUUUUAAAUGAAAAAAAUAAAAACAAAAGUUAUACAAAUGUGUCAAAAAUAAAGAAUAUAUAUAUAAGGGGAGAAUCAAACAAAACAACAAAUAUAGAAGAAGAAGAAGAAGAAGAAGAAAAAAAAAAUAUAUUAAAUAAUAAUGAUAAAGAAACUAAUUAUUCAUUUUUAUCAUUGAAGUUUUUUCCAUUCAUUUUAACUUCUUUACUUCAUACAGGAAUUAAUCAAAUACCACGUAAUACUGAUAUUGAAUUAUAUGAAUUUGAAAAAAGUCCAAUGAUAAGACAUAUGUUAGUAGCAGAAGAGAGAAAAAAUGCAUAUACUUAUAUGUUUUUUAUUGUUAUAUCUUUUGUUGUUGUUUUACUUAUAGCUCUUUUUAUUUUUAAAUUUUUUUUCAAUCUUUAA
Plasmodium adleri (nom. inval.) is the source of this 594-nucleotide messenger RNA. RefSeq names its product apical rhoptry neck protein. Bases 1 to 594 code for a protein of 197 amino acids. The record is from RefSeq and is a predicted model, not a curated record. Lineage: Eukaryota; Apicomplexa; Aconoidasida; Haemosporida; Plasmodiidae. The transcript has a single exon.